AUGCUGGAUAUCUUGUGCGGAGAAGAUGAUAUUGAAGUCACGUGCGAUACGUGGAAUCGCGGAGAAUCACCGGCCCCAUGGCCCGUGGACGACCGAACUGGACACGUGGACCUUGCAGGGACAGCGAGCCUGCGCAUUCUGCAAGACCGGCAGGACCAUUCCUUGCGCGUCAGAGUGUCAAUGGACGCUUCCCUGAAUGAUCCAGACGGGUUACUGGUUUCAUCUGGGGAAGACUAUGCGUUCGCACCUGACGAUUAUGUGACACCCUACUAUGCGGAGAGCGCAGUCUCCCAAAUCUCGAGCGCUCCAACACCUGCACUAUACACGGACAGUCAGGGACAGCCCAGAUGGAGUCGGUCUGCUUCGUUGAGCGUUCCUGAGCCUCAGACUCAGGGCCUAAACUUUGUGCGCAUAAGAGACUGGAACCCUGACGCAGCUUACGAUGAGCAGCCGCCUAGGUACCUCCACUACCGAAUCGACUGGCGACUGAUGAUCAAUAAAUCGAUUGUAUCCAGGAAUACCAUUGAGGAUAUCGUACUACAGCCGACCUCAUACGGGCCCCGUGUUCUCCUGCCUCGACUUGAAGAGGUGCUGAAGAGAAAGAUUCUACCCCCUCGGUCUGUUCAACCUAGCGAAACAGAUGUCGAGAUAAAGGUGACACGAAAAGCCGAGGACAAUUUUGCGGCGCAGUACGGAAAGACAGAUGUUAACUGGCUAGAAGUGGAGAGUAAGCUGCUCAAAAGGAGUGAACUAUUUCGUACAGGGAAGAAGCUGCGAGUGAUUAUCUGCUUCCGGUAUGUGGAAACCACUACGGAGUCGACACCGAACAUCAUAAAUGCAAAUGGCAAAAGAGUAAGAGGUAGUGCCACAGAGCAGCAGCGGGCUGAACUUACUGAUGAGGCGAAUGCCGAACAGGCGUUAACGGGCCGACCAGCCGCAUAG
Cyphellophora europaea CBS 101466 is the source of this 942-nucleotide messenger RNA. RefSeq lists its product as uncharacterized. The transcript has a single exon. Bases 1 to 942 code for a protein of 313 amino acids. The record is from RefSeq and is a predicted model, not a curated record. Lineage: Eukaryota; Fungi; Ascomycota; Eurotiomycetes; Chaetothyriales; Cyphellophoraceae.